AUGGGUACUUCUGUUUCGGUUCCCGAGAGAUCCGUCCAUGAAUUCACCGUCAAGCAUGGGGAAUCACAGGAUAGCUCCGGCAAGGACGUGAAUUUGAGCAUAUACCAAGGGAAAGUCCUCCUCCUUGUCAAUGUCGCUUCCAAAUGCGGGUUCACCGAAUCCAAUUAUACCCAGCUCACCGAACUUUACCGGAAAUACAAGGACCAAUGGUUUGAGAUCUUGGCAUUCCCUUGUAACCAGUUUCUUUACCAGGAGCCCGGCACGAGUCAAGAAGCUCAUGAUUUUGCUUGUACACGGUUUCAGGCCGAAUACCCUGUUUUCCAAAAGGUAGGUCUUCUCUUUCUAGUGGUUACAUGACGCUUGGAAUUUAUACCUAAUUAUAUAGCACCUCAGCUAAUAUCCAUCUCAUUAUGUUAGGUAGGUAGCUAUGACUUGUUUGUGGUAUUUUUGGAACAAGUGUAACCAGAAAUCCAUAUGUGCUUCAACAGUUACCAUCUGCACCUGAUUGAUUAUUGUUAGUAAUAUAUAUAUAUAUGAUGGACCAAGUGUGUGUUAUUAUGAGAUUAUGUACGCGUAAACGGCCAAAACGCGGCACCACUCUAGAAGUUCCUUAAGGCAAGUAAACCCACUUUUUUGGGGUCAAGAAUUAAGUGGAACUUCACCAAAUUCUUGGUCAGCAAAGAUGGCAUAGUGAUUGAUCGUUAUGGCACGAUGGUUACACCUCUGUCCAUCGAGGUAUGCAUUCUUUACGUAUCAAAAUAAAUUGUCUUAUGCUAUAAAUUGUAAUUGUCCUGACUUGUGCUCCGGUUUCAUGUGUUUGUGUGUAAUAAACAGAAAGACAUCAAGAAAGCUCUAGAAAAGGCUUGAAACAGCAAACGGGAUGAUCAAAAUAGCAUCAUUCUAAGUUUAUAUCACAAAAAUAACACUCAAAAACUAAAAUGAUCAAAAUAGCACCUUUUUAAGUUUAUCCUUUGAAAAUUUUAAUUUUU
This is a messenger RNA of Brassica napus (rape), 989 nucleotides long. RefSeq names its product probable glutathione peroxidase 4. The record is from RefSeq and is a predicted model, not a curated record. Gene Ontology annotation, molecular function: glutathione peroxidase activity. Bases 1 to 357 code for a protein of 118 amino acids. The transcript is spliced from 4 exons. Gene Ontology annotation, biological process: response to oxidative stress. Lineage: Eukaryota; Viridiplantae; Streptophyta; Magnoliopsida; Brassicales; Brassicaceae.